Oryzias melastigma (Indian medaka) is the source of this 4706-nucleotide messenger RNA. Its product is annotated as SH3 domain-containing protein 19. The transcript is spliced from 17 exons. Gene Ontology annotation, molecular function: protein binding. Gene Ontology annotation, biological process: protein transport to vacuole involved in ubiquitin-dependent protein catabolic process via the multivesicular body sorting pathway. Lineage: Eukaryota; Metazoa; Chordata; Actinopteri; Beloniformes; Adrianichthyidae. The coding region runs from base 889 to 3858 and encodes 989 amino acids. The record is from RefSeq and is a predicted model, not a curated record. Gene Ontology annotation, cellular component: ESCRT-0 complex.
AAUUUCAAGUUUUAGGGGUGUGGCCUUCCAACAAACUCAUUCCUGAUUGGCUGCCAUAGAAAAGCAGACCGACUUCGAACAAAUACUGCUUCCUGAAGACAUCCAGCUCCAACAUGGCGGCAUCCGUAUCACAAAAACAUGUCCGCUAAAUUGACUUCAUUUGAUUGGAACCGGAAGUAAGCCAUUUGGCUAGCAUCUGUACGUGUUUGGUUUAUUUCCAACAUUUUACUUUUUUAUUUUAUUUUUACUAUUUUUGCAAGUCACCUGAUAAUAAAUUAAUUUUCUCCAUUAUGUAUUCGCAACAUCAUAAUAUUUAUGUUGUGUCUUAAUUUUUAGUGUUUAUUUUGUUUCGGUUCUUGUCUUUAGUUUUUUUAAAUAACUAUAUUAAAAAAACUUUAUUUAUUACAAACGCCAUUACGAAAAAUGUUUAUAUCAAAAAUAAUUAUAAAUGAGUCAACAAAAAAGAAGAAAUUAGCAUUUUUUGCUAUCAUUAUUUUUUUUUUUCGUGACGUCACUGAGCCGCAGCGCGUGCGGCGCCGUAGCAAGCUCGAGCGUCCGGAGGGAAUCUUGGGAAAGUCAUCAGCGGGACUCCGCCGCAGCCUGUUCCCCCUCUCCCCUCCGUGCCGCGGCACAAACUCGGAUUUUUGUCGGAUUUGCGGCUCGGUACCGUCCAUCCCCGAAACGUGAACCGUGUAACCGGAGCCGGGAGACGUUUUCGAGGCGGAAAAAGUUGAGGCGGAUUCAGAACUUGUUUGUGUCGUCGAGAGAAACCGGAGGAGAAAUGCGGCGGCUGGUGUCGUAAACCUGCGGCGUUUCACUCUCCCGAACACGGAGGAGGAAGACCCGGGAGUCCCGAGGGAGACCGAGGAGGAGGUGAACGGAGCAGGAAUGGCCGAAGCUCGGACCGACGAGGAGCAGCAGAGCCUGGGGAGGGAAAGUCGGGAGCAAGUGGUGCGACGGCAGCCGGGAAGCUCCGCAGGUCGCCCUGACAGACGUAAGCCGGAGCAACGCCACAGCCAAGGUCCUCUGUCCUCCAUCAGAGCCGUCAUCAAGAGAACCUCUCCCCGGCCCACCUCCCUCUCAGAGCCGCCCGCAGACCGAGAGCGCGACCGAAACCGGAGGCGACCACAGAUCACCAUCCUGUCAGCGGAGCCUCUUCCCUCCACUUCCUGGUUUCCUGGCGUGGCAGCGGGAAUCCCGCCCCCACCUCCCCCCGCCGCACAGAUCUGGGGACCCACCAUCCCUCCGUCCAUCCAGCCACCUCCUUCCUAUGAGGAAGUGAUCAGGGAGAAGACACAGGAGCAGGUACUCCUUCCUCCUCCCCCAUCAUUGCCCUCUUCCUCAUUCAGUCCACUUCCUUCGAUAACCACCGCCACUCAGACGGAGGCGGGGUCUGAACCUGAGUCGUCUAGAGUAGAAAGACCGGGGAGACCGUCGAGACCUCCUCUCCCCGAUAAAUCCACCGGUGGCAUCACCAUCCCCAGCAGCCAAUCAGCUCCCUCCUCUCUUGCCCGUGUGGAGACGGACUCUCAGCUCUGCGACAUCCCUGAGACGAGUUCUCCCCCAAACUUGACUUCUGCGGCUCAAGCUGACCUCCUGGAUCUGUGCUUUGCAGCUCCUUCUCACAACGGGGCUUUAGAGCGCCCCAGGCCCCUCCCCCGCUCCAAAACCGGCCUUCAUCCGCUCCGGAAAGAGGUCAAAGUUCAGACGUUGGUGAAGCUGCGGGACGACGGCGCCGCCACGUUAGCCAGCCGUGCAGAGAGCUCACAGCAGGAGGAGGGCCAGGGGAGGUAUCUGCAGGAGCUUCUCCAGGCGUUCAGUUCAGACGACUGGGGCUUCCCUGAUCACCACGGUGACAGCGAAGAGCCCAGCCAAUCAGACAGCCAGGAAGAGGAGGACGAGGAAGACAUGGCAACCCUGAAACUGAGGAUCCAGGCGUUUGAGCAGCAGCAGGAGGCAGAGAGACCUGAGCCGCGACCACGCCCCCGUCUCCAGGGGCAACCGGGCAAGUCGGUGCCCCCUGUGAUCGCCCCGAAACCCAAAACCUUUUCAUCCGCCCCCAAACCAUCAGCCGGGCUUUCUCUGGAUGAUGGAUGCGAGUCUGCAGACCAGGAUCAACCAGAAACCAUCGAAACUAGCAGCCAGGAAUUGAACCUGAAACCCCAACCUGCUGCAAAACCAUCAGCUUCAAUUUCCACCCAAUCAGAACCCGGUCCGUGCAGACCCGCUAAUAAACCCUGUUUGGCACCAAAACCGCAGUCUGCCCCCGAAACCGCCACAGCAACUACCCCCGCCCCUGUUCCUGCACCAAGACCACCUCCACCCAAACUCCCCACCUCCUCCGCGCAGAACCCCACACCCCCACCGAGACCCGCGGCGGCUCCCAGAGCGAGCCUGGGCGCUGCACCCACAGAAAAGAGAGGCAGCGCCACCUCAGGAGAGUCUCCACCCAGCGUCCAAUCAGGUCCAGCAGUGAAAGCAGGAAGUGUCCGCCCUGGCACCCCGACCAAACCUGCAGCUCCGGCGUCCGCCCGCAGGACGAGCGCUCCAAACCUUGCAACCAAACCUGCUCCAGUUUCACCUCCAGAUCCAAGCCCAGCGACCAAACCGACAUCUCCUCCUAAACCUGCUGGACAGGCUCCGCCCACAGGCCCCGCCCCCGCUUUGAGGAAAGCUGAGAAGACCAAUAACAAAGUGCCGCCCACAGACCCUCCUCUUCCUCCACGCCCUGCAGGAGCAAAACUCCUCCCUCUUCGACCUCCUCCAAUCAAAUCCGUCCCUAGCAGGCCGCCUCCUCCAACAGUCAACUCCUCGUCCAAUCAGAAUCCUUCCAAGGCGGCUCCGCCCCCCUCUUCUUCAGCCAAUCUCUCCCGGGCUCAAAAGGGAGGAAAACGAGGACCGCCUUUGCCCCCCCGGCCUAAACCUGGACACCCGCUCUACAACAGCUACAUGAAGCAGGAGGUUCUGAUCGUCCUGGACGACCCAAACCCGGCACCUUCUGAGAAGGUCUCCAACGAAGGGAACGAUUCUACCACCACCCCCCUCAUCCUGCCAUCGCAGGAGCUUCUGGACACCCCGCCUGAGGACACCGGAUCCAAACUGGUCCUAGAGGACCCCCAGUCCAUCAUACCUGUGAAGCCCGUGGAACUGAAGGACCACCCAGACCCCGCCCCUGUCAGCGGACCCCGCUGCGUCGCCAGGUUUGACUACGAGGGUGAGGAGAACGACGAGCUCACCUUCUCGCGGGGCGACGUCAUCGCCCUGCAGGAAGUGAUUGGAGACGAGUGGGGGCGGGGCCAGAUCCACGGGAGAUCCGGGAUAUUUCCCCUGAACUUCACGGAGGUGGUGGAGCCCCUCCCACAGGCGGUGACAUCAUCAGGUGAAAGCAGCAAAGACCCGAACGACUCGGGAGAAUCUCCACAUCCAGCGGUGACGGAAACCUCUCAGGACUCAGAGAUCUCCGUUGUUCCCCGUGAACAGGCGGAGGAGUGGGUGCUGGCUGUGUUCGACUUCCCCGGUCAGACUCCGGAGGAUCUGUCCUUCCAGAAGGGGGCGCUGAUCAGAGUGACGGAGCAUGUGGAUGCAGACUGGCUCAGAGGAAGGGUGGACGGCCGAGAAGGCCUCUUCCCAGGGUCCUUUGCUCAGCCUUACCAGGCUCAGCCAAUCACAGACCCGCAGUGUCCGGUUGGACGAACAGCCAAAGUUUUGUUCGACUUCACAGCGGAGCGCGAGGACGAGCUCACCCUGAAGGUCGGGGACGUCAUCACACAGGUGGAGUCUGUAGACACAGACUGGAUUUUAGGACUUGCGGGCGGGAAACGUGGGAUCGUUCCUAAAAACUAUGUUUCGUUUCUCUGAUGUGGAGGAUGGAGAACGCGACCGCUGCACCACAGGACCUGCUUCCUGUGCGCUCUUAUUCUGAAGUGCUGAGCACACGCCUGUUUUUUCUAUGGGUUUUGACUGCACUUUUUAUUCUGAAAGUCUUAAUUUUUUUGUUUUUUCUAACUUGACUCUGCUGAGCUCCUACACUCACAAAACAUCACAAUAUCCACGACAAAUAUUUACUUUUAAUGACUCUGAGCCCAAACAAACAGGAAUAAACUUCAGACGCAGAAGAUUUACCAAAGGUGAGUCUGCACCAGGUCAUGUGACAGACCACACACAGGUGUGUCUGUUCUGUACAUGUUUGUGUGAAAUUUGUAAUGAAAUUAGAAACGUGAAAAUGGGUUCUUCUGUCCUCCAUAUUCAAGAUUUUACAAAUCGAUGCAACAUUUUUGUCAUUUUUCUGCAUUCAGAUCAACUUUUUUUUAUAUAAUUACCAGAAACUUUUCAUGUUUUCCUUUUUUUGGCUUAAAUGUUACGUUUUACAUAAAAUCAGACCAGCGUUUAUAAAAUCAGCUCUGAUCUUCACAUUUUUAUCAGCUGAUUUUUGAAAAAAAACUUACUUUAUUUCUAGAUUUUAUGGUAAAAAUGCAACAGAUAACCUUUAAUUUAGCAACUAUCAUCUCCCAUACAUAGUUUUCAGCUCAAAACUUCUGGUUUUCUCCUGGAUUUCCUGAGUCUGCUGGCAGAAGUGAACCUACGGGAAGAUGUUGAUGCUCAUCAUUCCUUUACAAACAUUAGUGUUGCAGUUUUUUCUGUGCAUUUCAUGUUUGCUUUUUUCUUUUGUUUUAUUUUUAAUAAACUGAAUCUCCAAAUUGAUCAAA